AAAAUAUUUCCAGCGAAAUAUAUAAAUAGUGAUACUAAAUAGUGACAACCGAAAUAAUGUUCAGGUUGUGCAUUCGAAUACUAUUAGUGUUAUACUGUACAUGGAAUUUCGCAUUAGCGAUAAAUCCCUGGUUAUUGCCUCCAGGACAACGGCCUAAGGGUUACGAGGACACAACGACAACAAAACCGAGAACUACUCAGCAAAAUCCAACUAUGAAAAAACUCACAGAGGAAGAGAAAUGGAACAGGCAUGUAUAUCACACUCAAAUAACAUGGUAGAUAUCAUACUCAAGUUCAAAAUUAUUGUAACGUCAUUCACAUUUGUACGAUUACACUAUUGAUAUUUUUUGUUACAUGUUUGCUCAAACGGAAAUAAACAUUGAAUUAGUA
Messenger RNA from Schistosoma turkestanicum, 389 nucleotides. The record is from the annotation of a GenBank genome assembly. Lineage: Eukaryota; Metazoa; Platyhelminthes; Trematoda; Strigeidida; Schistosomatidae.